AUGGCAGAGACCAGUGCCCUGCCCACCGGCUUCGGGGAGCUCGAGGUGCUGGCUGUGGGGAUGGUGCUGCUGGUGGAAGCUCUCUCCGGUCUCAGCCUCAAUACCCUGACCAUCUUCUCUUUCUGCAAGACCCCGGAGCUGCGGACUCCCUGCCACCUGCUGGUGCUGAGCUUGGCUCUUGCGGACAGUGGGAUCAGCCUGAAUGCCCUCGUUGCAGCCACAUCCAGCCUUCUCCGGCGCUGGCCCUACGGCUCGGACGGCUGCCAGGCUCACGGUUUCCAGGGCUUUGUGACAGCGUUGGCCAGCAUCUGCAGCAGUGCAGCCAUCGCGUGGGGGCGCUAUCACCACUACUGCACCCGCAGCCAGCUGGCCUGGAACUCAGCCAUCUCUCUGGUGCUCUUCGUGUGGCUGUCUUCUGCAUUCUGGGCAGCCCUGCCCCUCCUGGGUUGGGGCCACUAUGACUAUGAGCCACUUGGGACAUGCUGCACCUUGGACUACUCCAAGGGGGACAGAAACUUCACCAGCUUCCUCUUCACCAUGUCCUUCUUCAACUUCGCCGUGCCCCUCUUCAUCAUGAUCACGUCCUACAGUCUCAUGGAGCAGAAACUGGGGAAGAGUGGCCAUCUCCAGGUAAACACCACUCUGCCAGCAAGGACGCUGCUGCUCGGCUGGGGCCCCUAUGCCGUCCUGUAUCUAUACGCAGUCAUCGCAGACGUGACUUCCAUCUCCCCCAAACUGCAGAUGGUGCCUGCUCUCAUUGCCAAAAUGGUGCCCACGAUCAAUGCCAUCAACUAUGCCCUGGGCAAUGAGAUGGUCUGCAGGGGAAUCUGGCAGUGCCUCUCACCGCAGAAGAGCGAGAAGGACCGAACCAAGUAAGCCUGCCACCCUGGACUGAGCCCCAGGCCAGGAGGCUGUUCCAGGAGUCCUGCCCAGCAGCCUCAGCGGCCAAGCCCAGAUACUCACCCACCUUCCCCAGUGGCCCCGUGGAGCCUGGCCCUAGACUGGACACAAGGAUUCAGAAAGACACCAGGCUGCACAGAAAGAGCCAGAUGGACCUGAGUGUCGGUUAUAGCCCUCUACACUCAAGGCUGAGAGGCCUCAGGAAAGUCACUCCUUUUUAAAAAUAAUAAUAAAUGUAAGGGGGUACAGUGCAGUUUUGUUACAUGGAUAGACUGCCUAGUGGUGAAGUCUGGGCUUUUAGUGUAACCGUCACCCUAAUAAUAUACAUUGUACCCAUUAAGUUAUUUCUCAUCCCUCACCCCCUCCCACCUUGUCACCCUUUUGAGUCUCCAAUGUCUAUUAUUCCACACUCCAUGUCCAGGUGUACACAUUAUUUAGCUCCCACUUACAAGUGAGAACACGUGGUAUUUGACUUUCUGUUUCUGAGUUAUUUCACUUAAAAUAAUGACCUCCAGUUUCAUCCAUGUUGCUGCAAAAGAUAUGAUCUCAUUCUUUUUUAUGGCAGUGUAGUAUUCCAUUCCAUAUAUAUAACGUUUUGUUUAUCCAAUCAUCUGUUGAUAGAUUGAUUCCAUAUCUUUGCUACUGUAAACAGAGCUGUGAUAAGCAUAGAAGUGCAGGUUUCUUUUUGAUAUACUGAUUUCUUUUCCUUUGGGUAGAUACCAGUAGUAGGACUGCUGGAUCAAAUGGUAGCUCUAUUUUUAAGACAGUAUGGAGAAAUCACCAUACUGUUUUCCACAGGGGUUGUACUAAUUUACAGUCCCACCAACAGUGUAUAGGUGUUCCCUUUUCUCUGCAUCCCUACCAAUAUCUGUUAUUUUUUGACUUUUUAAUGAUAGCCAUUCUCACUUGUGUGGGAUAAGAUCUCAUUGUGGUUUUAGUUUCCAUUUCUCUGAUGACUUUUGAUAUUCAGCAUUUUUUCAUAUGCUUCUUAGCCACCUGUAUGUAUUCUCUUUGAAAAAAUGUCUAUUGAUGUCUUUUGCCG
Molecule: messenger RNA, 1942 nt
Organism: Pongo pygmaeus (Bornean orangutan)
Lineage: Eukaryota; Metazoa; Chordata; Mammalia; Primates; Hominidae
Gene: RGR
Product: retinal G protein coupled receptor
Exons: 7
Coding region: 1-876 (291 amino acids)
Biological process (GO): visual perception; phototransduction; G protein-coupled receptor signaling pathway
Cellular component (GO): membrane
Molecular function (GO): G protein-coupled receptor activity
Source: RefSeq, a predicted model, not a curated record